Messenger RNA from Saccharomyces cerevisiae S288C, 1539 nucleotides. It is a transcript of the gene FEN2, whose product is annotated as Fen2p. Gene Ontology annotation, cellular component: plasma membrane. Gene Ontology annotation, molecular function: transmembrane transporter activity. Lineage: Eukaryota; Fungi; Ascomycota; Saccharomycetes; Saccharomycetales; Saccharomycetaceae. The record is from RefSeq and is marked reviewed. Gene Ontology annotation, biological process: transmembrane transport. The transcript has a single exon. The coding region runs from base 1 to 1539 and encodes 512 amino acids.
AUGAUGAAGGAAUCGAAAUCUAUCACUCAACAUGAGGUUGAGAGAGAAUCUGUUUCUUCCAAGCGUGCCAUUAAAAAGAGAUUACUUCUGUUUAAAAUAGACUUGUUUGUGCUAUCAUUUGUUUGCUUGCAAUACUGGAUUAAUUAUGUCGACCGUGUCGGUUUCACCAAUGCAUAUAUAUCCGGUAUGAAGGAAGAUCUUAAGAUGGUCGGAAACGAUUUGACCGUGUCUAACACAGUUUUCAUGAUUGGUUACAUUGUAGGUAUGGUCCCCAAUAAUUUAAUGUUAUUGUGUGUUCCGCCCAGGAUAUGGCUAAGUUUUUGUACGUUUGCUUGGGGUUUAUUGACCUUGGGAAUGUACAAAGUUACAUCGUUCAAACAUAUUUGCGCAAUUAGAUUCUUUCAAGCCUUAUUUGAGAGUUGCACAUUUUCAGGAACACAUUUUGUUUUGGGUUCGUGGUAUAAAGAAGACGAAUUGCCCAUUAGAAGUGCUAUUUUUACAGGUAGCGGUUUGGUGGGAUCUAUGUUCAGUGGAUUUAUGCAAACAAGUAUCUUUACUCAUUUGAAUGGGCGGAAUGGCUUGGCGGGUUGGAGAUGGUUAUUCAUUAUUGAUUUUUGUAUCACAUUACCCAUUGCAAUUUAUGGGUUUAUUUUCUUCCCCGGCCUUCCUGAUCAAACAAGUGCUGUUAGCAAAUUUUCUAUGACGAGAUACAUUUUUAAUGAACAAGAGCUACAUUAUGCUAGGAGAAGGCUCCCCGCUAGGGACGAAAGCACCCGGUUAGACUGGUCGACUAUUCCUAGAGUCUUAAAAAGGUGGCACUGGUGGAUGUUCUCUCUUGUUUGGGUUCUGGGAGGUGAGAACUUGGGUUUCGCAUCUAAUUCUACAUUUGCAUUAUGGUUACAAAACCAAAAAUAUACGUUGGCGCAAAGAAAUAAUUAUCCUUCGGGGAUAUUUGCCGUAGGUAUAGUUUCUACGCUUUGUUCUGCUGUAUAUAUGAGUAAGAUCCCAAGAGCUAGGCAUUGGCAUGUUUCUGUUUUCAUAUCAUUGGUAAUGGUUAUUGUUGCGGUACUAAUACGUGCAGACCCACUAAAUCCAAAAGUCGUCUUUUCUGCACAGUAUCUUGGAGGCGUAGCAUACGCUGGACAAGCGGUUUUUUUUUCGUGGGCAAACAUUAUUUGUCAUGCAGAUCUUCAAGAACGUGCUAUCGUUCUUGCUUCCAUGAAUAUGUUUUCAGGGGCCGUUAACGCAUGGUGGUCUAUAUUAUUCUUUGCUUCAGAUAUGGUGCCCAAGUUUGAGAGAGGUUGCUACGCCCUCUUGGCUACGGCAAUAUCAAGCGGAAUUGUCUCGGUCGUCAUACGCUCACUACAGAUAAAAGAGAAUUUGUCUAAGAAACAGGUUCCUUAUAUAGAUGCUAAUGACAUGCCCGGAGAAGAUGACGAUGACGACAACCAGGAUAAUGAAAAUGAUGGCGACGACGAGAGUAUGGAAGUUGAACUUCAUAAUGAGGAAAUGGCCGAAAUUUCAAAUCCUUUCCGAUAG